This is a messenger RNA of Cicer arietinum (chickpea), 1136 nucleotides long. Its product is annotated as EPIDERMAL PATTERNING FACTOR-like protein 5. Gene Ontology annotation, biological process: stomatal complex development; guard cell differentiation. Lineage: Eukaryota; Viridiplantae; Streptophyta; Magnoliopsida; Fabales; Fabaceae. The record is from RefSeq and is a predicted model, not a curated record.
CACACAAACACAGCCCAUGACAAUGAUUCUGGAGUUUUAUGGGGUCCAUGCCCCAAACCUCUCUCUCUCUUCUCUCGGGUUCUUCUUCUCUUUUGACUUGGACUUUCUCUCUCACUCAAAAAACACAAAACACAAAAACAUACACACGCAACAAUCUGCAACUACCUGCAGUAAUUAUUUCACACACAAACCUUCCCCGUCAACACUCAACACUAUCCUCUCACCUCUUCUAACGUGCGCAUUCCACCACUUCACACCAACAUGUGCAUACUACACCACCACCAUUGCUUCUUAUUACCAACCUUCAUUUUUCUUUUGUUCUCUUCCUCUUCAGCUAUAACUAUUCUCGCACCACAACCCAGUAGCAGAACAGUGAAAGAGGUUGAAAAUGGAUCUCCGACCAGAGAGACGGCGGAGCAGAAGAAACUCGGUGGACCAGGGUCAGCUCCUCCGUCCUGCAGAUCCAAGUGCGGUUGGUGCACUCCCUGCAACCCGGUUCACGUUCCGGUUCAACCCGGUUUAAUCAUACGUCUUGAGUAUUAUCCAGAAGCUUGGCGUUGCAAGUGUGGGAACAAGCUUUUUUUACCUUGAUGGAAAGAGAAAUAUUUAUUUAUAUAUAUUUAAAUAAAUAUAUAUAAAUAAUAAAUUAUCCUAGUACAAAAGAAAAAACACAAACGUUGCCAGAACCGAAACAGGGAAAAUGUUGCAGAGCAGCCAUCUUAAAUUUUUUCCCCUUUUGGGUUUUUAAUUUUUCUUAUGGUGCAUUGAUUAAUGUUGCUGAGGUUGUGUUGAUUUUUGGAUUAACCUUUUUAAAGUGACAUGAAGAAAACAUUGGGAAUGUAAGAUGUUUUGGGUUGGGUUGGGUUGGGUGUGAUUAUCGAGAGAGAGAAGAAGUGAACCCUUUUUCUCUGCUUUUUCAACACACACUCGUUAGUUACUAGUUACUACUACUACUACUAUCUCUUUUCUAUUGUACAUACUACUAAAUCAUUUCUGUUUCCUUUUUUGUUUUCGAUUUAUGUUUGUGUCACACCCUUUAUGUUUUUAAGACAAUGACAAAAAUAUGUGAAGGUUGUAACUUGUAAUUACCAUCUUUUCAGAAAACAGAGAACUAACCAUGUUCUUGUUAUUCUUAA